Staurois parvus is the source of this 342-nucleotide messenger RNA. NCBI's taxonomy places the organism in Eukaryota, Metazoa, Chordata, Amphibia, Anura, Ranidae. The record is from the annotation of a GenBank genome assembly.
UGGGGGGGGGGGGGGUUGUGGAUUGUUUGGUGUCAUGUGGUUGCAUCCCAUUGUUCUAUUGUGUGUCUUGCUUGGGAGCAAACUAUUAUUGGAUGUAUGUGUUUAUUUGUAUUGGCUUGGUAGGGGGUGUCUCCAGCAGCCCUCCCUCCUGAUGGGAUUGUCUGUUGGUGUAUCUCUUUUGUAUAUAUCUUGUAUCUGUGUUCAAAUAAAACUAGUCUACCUCCUGGUUUACUUCAAGACUGGUGUCGUCUAGUCUUGUAUGGUCUCUGUGGUGUCAGUGGUCGGUGUUCGGACAGAUUGGUGUCGUCUAGUCUUGUAUGGUCGGCUGUGGUGUCGGUGGUC